GGGCGGCGUUAGACAAUACCAUUCCUCAAAUAUAUUCCAUCCCCUCCGUCCCCGAAGUGAGCCUUUAUUAGUCGGGAUCGUUUGGAUCUUAUCUCGCAUAUGACACUCGCUGGAAGAAAGACGGGAGGAGAAACACGGGGAUUAUCUGUGAAGCGGCUUCCGAUCCGCUGAUUCCUGACACGGGAGAGCCUCCUUAUCUCGCUCCUUUAUCCACAUCUACCACAGGCGGAUGGACGAGUAGCCCUCGCUGCACUUUAACCACUAUCAUCCCAUCUCCGCCUAUUGUCUGCGCAUCGCCGGGAUCACGCGUGGAGCUGACUGAUCCCCGCUCACGUAUUUUUAACCGCCUGUUUUUUUUUUUUUGUUUUGUUUUGUUUUGUUUGUUUGUUGUUUUUGCGCACCCAUCAGCACCGAUCCCCCGAAGCUCGGCCUUGUUUUGGUCCGCAGGAACAUUUCCCCCCCUUUUUUUCCUGACGUUUGACCCCACGCGUGAUUCCCAUGCAGGUGCAAGUUUCCGCCUGAAAAAGUGAAGCAACUUUCCCCUUUUUCACUUUUGCGCCAUCGUUAGACUCUGUUUAACAUCCGAUGGUGGUUUGUCCGCUGGAAUAUGAGUUAAUUUGGAGUUGAGGCUCCGCUCCGCAGCGUUUUAAGUUUGUUUCAAGAAGAAAACAAUCUCUAAACAAACGACUAUUUGUCAAGGUUCCUCCGGAGCAGCGACAACCAACCACCGCAGAUCAAAAAUGAUGCUGAGUCCGGAUCAAGCUGAGGCGGACCUCUCCUGGACCCAGUCCGAUCCGGAGACGAUGCUCAACGGUCUCAAAUCCGCCGGCUGCACCUCGGACGAGCCGGCGGAAGGCGAGGACAGGGCUAAAUGCAAAGCCGAGCAGCCCCUUAGCAGGGAGGAGAAGAGGAGGAGGCGGAGGGCCACGGCCAAGUACCGCUCGGCCCACGCCACCAGAGAGCGGAUCCGGGUGGAGGCGUUCAACGUGGCCUUCGCGGAGCUGAGGAAAUUACUCCCCACCCUGCCCCCGGACAAGAAACUGUCCAAGAUCGAGAUCCUCAGACUGGCUAUAUGCUACAUCUCCUAUCUCAACCACGUGUUGGAUGUCUAAAAGUCCCCCACCACACACACACACACACACACACACACACACACACAGGCGACAGAAACGUGGGUUGGUAGUUCGGACUGGAGCGCACGCUGGAGGUCAUUUGGGUUUGGCAAAGGUGUCAGUGAGGUUCGACCGAUAAAUGAGGGAGGGAGGAAGAAGGAAGCCAGUGUCGCAGACAUUUCCUGCAGAUGUGUCAGUGACUAAGAAAACCCGUAAACAAGGGUGUUUAUUGUCGACAAACUCUUAAGAGCGCAUCAACAAGUCUAACGAGAUCAGCUGCAGAAAAAAACAUAACCCGGAAAUUGAUUCUAAUUAAGAAGAAGAAACCUGUUUCCAUGCAGAUGUGUUUUCCACAGAUGUGUUUACUGCGCAACUUGAUUGUAAAAAUCAAUAUCAAUAUAAACUGUCUAACUUGAAACUCUUCAGAGCCAAAAUUAGUCACAUACUUUCAUUCUACCAGAUUCGUUCCUCCCGCAACCUGGACCUUUGCCAUCUUACAGCCACUGAGUCGAGCCCAGUGAGUCCAGUAGGUUCAAAGCUGGUCCCGUGUAAAAGCCUCAACUUUAAAUCCAGACCGCUCACUGAACAAAAGCAACACGCGAGAAAAGAGCUGUUCGAUGCAAUAAUGAGAGUGAUAAUAAUUGUACUGCUCGCAGUGGGGGAGGAGGAGCUGUAGGGGCCCGGGUCACUGAUGGUUCCCUCCUGACAGUGAUGUGCUGGAGGAUGGAGCCCAGAUUUCAUUUUCCACAUUAAAUGACCUUACUAUACGGUCAUGAAUCCUUCCCUCGCGUUACACUGGGGCUUUUGUCAAAUCCAAAUGAGCGGAUGUAAACGAUAUAGCUGCUUUAGAUCUAGUUUAGACGAUGUUUCCGUAAAGGAAGAAAAAAAAGAUUCAUUGCGUAAGUGCCACUUAUGACAUAUAAAAUUGUGACCUUAAUCAUUUUUUAAAAAAUAUGUAUGAAGUUAUUUAUUUAAUUGUGUUGAUAUUUAAGGCUAAUUUAUUUAUGUUGACAUCAUAGGCUGGCGUCUUUUUGUACAAAUGUAUAUUGUUUGUUGCUUCUAUAUUUUAGGCUGUAAAAUUGAAAGUGAUUGUGUUCUACUCUUACAACGGCACUUUCUGUUGACCCAUCCUGUAACUUAUUGUUUUAAUGUUCGUUUUAUUUAUUUAUGUCACGUCUAUUGUUUAUCAAUAGCAACGAUAAGCACUUCAACGUGGGCUUCAGUUGCCCCAUAAAUAUUUAUUUCCCUUAAUGUUUUGUGCUCGAAGAUUAGGAAUUGGAAAAUUGGGCUGCUAAAUAAAAACAUAAAUAUAAUUUUAAUUUAUUUUUUAAAUUAAAGUCAUCGACAAAAUCAUGUCAAAUCAACAGUUUUACGACUAAGAUGCUAAUUUGAAUUAGAACUUUUAUGUUAUUUAUUUAUUUAUUAUUAUUUCUUUGCUGUGACCAAAAAAUAAUAAUUUCGGAAAACUGUCUUCAUUAUGUUGUGGUUGUUUUGGUGUUUUAAUUUUUUUAUCAACUGUUUUAUUUUUUUAUAUGAUUUGUUUCUUCUUUGUAUUACAAAUCCAACAAGUAAUUUUAUAGUAAAGAAAAAAACAUAUCCUCUAUCCAAAGAUUUUUUGUCUCUUCAGGGUUGUGUAGGCUACUUGUUGCUUUAUGCAGAUCUUUUGUAGUAGAGGUAUCGUGUGACAGCUGGUUUCUAAUGGACAAACUUUUCAUAUUUUCCGGUGUUAUUUUUAAUUAAAACAGAAAUAUUUGAAAAAAAUGUUUGUCCUCCUUUAAAAUGUGCUUCAGUUAAUUUAUUGGUAUUAUUUUUAAAUUUUUUUGCAAUAUAGAUAAACGUCACAGGUAUCGGCCAAUCUAAAUAUUUAGCUAUCAGUUAAGAUGAGCACGGCGCAUGAUGACGUCACGCUCGCGCGGUCGCGCGUGCACGGGUGCACGCCACGGCGCUAUACUGUAGGUAUAGG
Betta splendens (Siamese fighting fish) is the source of this 3075-nucleotide messenger RNA. It is a transcript of the gene nhlh2, whose product is annotated as nescient helix loop helix 2. NCBI's taxonomy places the organism in Eukaryota, Metazoa, Chordata, Actinopteri, Anabantiformes, Osphronemidae. Gene Ontology annotation, molecular function: RNA polymerase II cis-regulatory region sequence-specific DNA binding; protein dimerization activity; DNA-binding transcription factor activity, RNA polymerase II-specific. The coding region runs from base 741 to 1112 and encodes 123 amino acids. The record is from RefSeq and is a predicted model, not a curated record. The transcript is spliced from 2 exons. Gene Ontology annotation, biological process: regulation of transcription by RNA polymerase II.